This is a messenger RNA of Drosophila willistoni, 604 nucleotides long. RefSeq lists its product as uncharacterized. The transcript is spliced from 3 exons. The coding region runs from base 123 to 521 and encodes 132 amino acids. The record is from RefSeq and is a predicted model, not a curated record. Lineage: Eukaryota; Metazoa; Arthropoda; Insecta; Diptera; Drosophilidae.
GUGCGUUUGUACUGCUCGAUUGUUGUUCAUUAAUCUUUCCGUUUUCGGACUAAACAGAUCUCCAAAAACAAAAAUUUCUAAAUUAUUCAAAAAUUCAAAAUUUUAGUGUACAAAAACUAAAAAUGGAAUACGGAAACGGUUAUAUGCAGUACCAGUCUAUGGAGGGUUAUGGCAUGUCAUCACCUGCGGAGGGCUACAACCAAAUGGGUGUUACUCAAAUGGGUGGUGGACAACCCCGAUAUUAUGCCGACCAAAGCGGCUAUGGUAAUGGUCUUCAGCCUCAAGACGAGUCUAGGAAUUGUCAGAAUGGUUCGGCAGCAUUUGGUGGACCCGGCUAUCGCAGUCCUUUGAGAUACAGCAAAGCAUUGAAAGAGAUGAACUCGCGGAACGGUCUAUAUUCACCUAUGGAUCAGCAGCGUGUGAGCGGUGGUCGGGGUGACUAUUAUACCUUGCCGGGUCUCGGCGGAAAUGAAGGCCAGAUGUCCUACCAAUCUCAUAGCUCUGGAAAUUCGUAUUACUGAGUCUUUUCUUGUAUUUUCACAAUUAACACAAAUUUUUGGAAUGUUUGGGAUGAUGUACCUAAUAAAUGCUUUAAGUAUUAAAA